GCGCGCGCGCACGCAGCUGUGUGAAAGCUGAACCCAGCAGAGCGAGCGCAGGCAGCAGCAGCAUCAGCGCGCGGGACGGAGAUUUUCUCCACACGGAUUUAGAGCAGCUUUACCUGAGGAACCAUGAACAGCAACGACGCCAAGGAAUACCUUUCCAAAACCCAGAUCCCUCACCUGUUCGAGAGCAUGCUGACUGGCUUGAUGUACCACCGGCCCGAGGAUCCGCUGGGCUUUCUGGAGAACUGCCUGCAGAAAACACGAGAGCUGGGAGGUCCUGAAUCUGUGGCCUGGGACACUUUCAUUAUGCCUGACAGGAAACCACUACCUCCUAUUACCAGUGGGCAGGGGAAGAAAGCUCCCAGCAAAAUUGACAGUGGUCCUGGUCCUGGGCCGUACAGACGCUAUGACAGACUGCCCCCUAUUCAGGCUCAGUUCUCUAUCGAGAGCGAUUCUGACAUGACCGAAUCUUCUGGACUCAUACAGGAGUAUGACGUAUUUGAUCCAUCCAAACCGCGGCCCCACAUCAUAUUCGUCAUAGGUGGACCAGGCAGUGGAAAGGGCACUCAGACAGCGAAGAUCGCCGCUCACUAUGACUUCCAGUGUGUAUCUGUGGGGGAGAUUUUGAGGAACCAGCUGCUGCACCAUGCGCCCAGUGACAGGAAGUGGGAGUUGAUUGCCCAGAUCAUCGCCAACGGAGAACUGGCACCUCAGGAGACGACGAUCGAGGAGCUGAAGCAUCAGUUCAUCAAGAAACAAGACGCCAAAGGCUUCAUCGUGGACGGAUUCCCACGGGAAAUAUCACAGGCAUUCACGUUUGAAGAACAAAUUGGCUCUCCAGACCUGGUGAUUCUGCUGGCCUGCUCCAAUCAGCAGCUCCGCCAGCGGCUGGAGAAGCGCGCCUCGCUGCAGGGGAGACCAGACGACAACACUCACGCCAUCGAGAAGAGACUAGAAACCUUCAAACACAACAUAUCUCUCAUAGCCAAGUACUACCAGGAACGAGGGCUGAUCAUCAGGGUCGAUGCCGAUCGGGAGGAGGAUGAUAUUUUCACAGAUAUCAAAGCUGUGGUGAAAGAGAGGCUGUUCCCGAAUGAGCUGAAAGAAGAGGAGCCGUGCUGAAGAUUCCCAGGAGGAUUUUGAUGAUGCUACAAUAUUAUGACAAUCACUGGACUUGUUUACAGUGAAUCUGUUUCCCUGCAAUGGACAGCUCUCUUUUAUUUGAAUAUUUUACCCUCACAAUGGAAAUCGAGAAAAACGUGCAGGUUAUCUCUCCUUACAGCCAGUGCAUACAUUACAUACACAACCCCAAAUCAGAAACAAAGUUGUAAAAUGUUUCUGUAGUAAAUGAACUAUACAUUCACUUUUAUUUCAUUGCAGACAGUAUGAAUCCAAGGUAUUGUAUCAUAUUUUCAUAUUGUGGCCGCACUAUUAAUGAACGUCUAUUUUCUGGUCUUUUUUCAUACAUAAUGCGCACUGGAUUAUAAGUCAUUAUAAGGCAUUAUGUGACACUAAUAAGGAACAGGGGUGUCGCCAUGUUUUCCUUCUAAUUUAGCAGGUGUCGCCACUGGGAGGUGGUGAUAGGGGGGUAACAUUUUCUUUUAAAGUCAAACAAGCGCUGGAUGUUAAUGUACACAGAUUCCUCUCCUAAAAAAACAUUUUAUUUGGGUGACUAAAGCGCUUAUUUCCGUUUAUUUACAGUAAGCUUACAUUUCCAGAUUUCCACUAAGGCUGGGUGCAGCAGCACAUUAGCUCGGAAUGGCAAAAGAACUAGCGCUUAGUGUUGUUAGCGGCUACUGCUAAAACUGAUAAAUACUGAUAUUUACAACCGGACUGAUAAAAUUCAUACAUAAAGCGCACUGGAUUAUAAGGUGCACUGACGAUUUUUGGGAAAAUUAAAGGAUUUUGAGUGCACCUUAUAGUGCAAAAAAUACAGUUUUAUAAUGUUGCCAUUCCUUCUUACAACAGUUAAAACAAAUGUUUUGUCACAGAGGAUGCCAAGCAGUGUGUCAAAGUGUUAUAGGUAUUACUUCUACUAUAUCUUGAUGUGUUAUAUAUACAGGGUCACAGUUUCAAGGCAUUUUGCAAAUGGAUUUUGCCAUUUGUCCAGUGUAAAUUGUAAAUCUUAUACUGCUGUCUUUUUUCUUUUUCUUCUUUCUGUCUCUUUUUCUCUUUCUUUCUUUUCUGGCUUCCUGAUGGAUAAUUUUGCUUUCAUAUUUUGCCGGAUGCAGGGAUCACUAACCUGGCUGUUUGCCUAUUGUCAGCAACUAACGGGAGGAGCCCCUCCUUGAGGGGGAUUCUGAUAACAGUGUCACUGUACAUUUCUGCAGUGACCGUCCAAGAAUUUUAAAAGGGCGUUCACACAGCUUGUCAUUGCAUUCAAUUUAUAACCAAUCGUUGUCUGCUGGCCCCAGGCCAGCUCGGGGCCCUAGGAAAGUGAUUGGUUUGCUUGUCUUGUUGCAACAGACCUGUAUUCUUUGCUGAAGACUUUAGUUUUAAACGCCUUGGCUGAAUUUUCUCAGUCAGAUUUAUAAGGUAGAGUCACCUGGAAUUCAGGCUAUCAGUUAACAGCUGUGCUGAACUCAAGCGUCAAGAGUUAAUUACUUAGUGAAUUUCUUGUCUCUUAAUGUGUUUGAGAGCAUCAGUUGUAAAGUUGUGAAGAGGUAGAGUUACAGAUAUACAGUAAAUAGCUCUAUUUGAUUAAUGUUCUAAUUUCUAUGAUGGCAAAAACUACUUAAAUAAGUAAAGAAAAAACAAUACUUUAAGAAAUUAAGGUCAGUCAAGCCAAAAAAAAUUGAAAACUUUGAAAGUAUUGUCAAGAACAGUCGCAAGGACCAUCAAAAACAUUAUGAUGAAACUGGCUCUCAUCAGGACUGCCCUAGGAAAGGAAGAGCAAGAGUUUCCUCUGCUGCCCAGGAUAAGUUCAUCAGUGUUUCCAUUCUUAGAAACCACAAGUUAACAGAAGUCCAGAUAAGUGAGUUUUUCUAUUCUGUGUUUUUUUUUCAUUAUUAUUAAUAUUAUUAUAUAGAUAAAUGAUAAGGGGUGAUUCCUAAUAAGGAAAUAGAGUUAUAGAGAGGUGCAUUUCAGGACUGUUUCCUUUAAGAGACGUUUCUAUUUAAAGACACGCUUCCUCAAGCUGUCAAGUGGAAGAAGAAUUACUGGGGAAAAUAACUAAUCAAUCAUCAGCUGGCUUAUAAACAUGUUUUGUUUGCAGUAUGAAGGACACAGUGCAUGUCUGACCACAGGCCAUAGAAUGUCAGUAAGCAGAAGACUGAAGAAGAUAUAGACAAGUACCUUCAGGCUCUGUUCUCAUUACGGGUCCUCGGCCCAGCUGGGCCUCUUGUUCUCAGCGGACGAACAGUUAACGUUCACUAUUGCUGACAGACAUUGAUCACCUGCGUGAAAUGUCAGCACGAGGCAUGCUGAGAGUUUCUGAGCCUCUCAGGACAUUUAGACCUUAUUUUACAUCUUGUUUAAGCCACUAUUAUUAAGCAGUACUUAAAUGCAUUGCUUAAUAAUUGAAAUUAUACUACAAUAUAUUAUAUAUAUAUAUAUAUAUAUAUAUAUAUAUAUAUAUAUAUAUAU
Astyanax mexicanus (Mexican tetra) is the source of this 3582-nucleotide messenger RNA. It is a transcript of the gene ak5l, whose product is annotated as adenylate kinase 5, like. The transcript has 8 exons. NCBI's taxonomy places the organism in Eukaryota, Metazoa, Chordata, Actinopteri, Characiformes, Acestrorhamphidae. Gene Ontology annotation, biological process: nucleoside triphosphate biosynthetic process. Gene Ontology annotation, molecular function: ATP binding; AMP kinase activity. Gene Ontology annotation, cellular component: cytosol; cytoplasm. The coding region runs from base 124 to 1119 and encodes 331 amino acids. The record is from RefSeq and is a predicted model, not a curated record.